Ictalurus furcatus (blue catfish) is the source of this 3908-nucleotide messenger RNA. It is a transcript of the gene has3, whose product is annotated as hyaluronan synthase 3. The record is from RefSeq and is a predicted model, not a curated record. Bases 1280 to 2941 code for a protein of 553 amino acids. Gene Ontology annotation, molecular function: hyaluronan synthase activity. Gene Ontology annotation, biological process: extracellular matrix assembly; hyaluronan biosynthetic process. NCBI's taxonomy places the organism in Eukaryota, Metazoa, Chordata, Actinopteri, Siluriformes, Ictaluridae. The transcript has 4 exons.
ACACCAUAUGGGAUGUACAGAAUGUUACACACACACACCUAUAUAUGAUAGAGAGAGAGACAGACAUCCCAUAUGGUUUACAGGACUGUGUUGCUAGUGGUUUAGAUUCAAGGACAUUCCUUGAAUGUGAAGGCAGCUAUGACGCCACUGCACAUCAUUAAGUUAUCAAUGGCACUCAGGAUGACCUCCUCCUCUACUAUGAUUUAUGUUCUCCUGCUGCCCAGCCAUGAAAGAGCUAUUACACCAAUAACCUACUAGCCAUGAUGCACUGGCUGAAAGAAAAUGACUUUUAUUCUUGAGAAAUGAAUUAAAAACAUGUCAAGUAUUUUUGGGGGCAAAUGAUGAUUGUAUUGUAUGAUGGUAUUACCCAGAUAUGAACAUUUGGGGAGUGAACGGUUUACAAAGGGUAUAUUGACUGUUAUAGCAUACUACACAUCUUCAACCCUCCCCCCAUCCUCCUCCUUUUGCACUCCAAUAGUCUCUCUCUCUCCCCUUUUUUCUUCAUUUUCUCUUUGGACCUGCAGGCUGUCGGUGGCUAGGGCACAAGAUGGAUAAAUAAAUAAGUGCAUAAAGGAAGCAUUGAGAAGGGGUCCGCCCAAAUGGUUCUGAGUCUUGUGGUAGCUGGCUGCACUGCAGAAAAUAGCAGCAAAAGGAGACAGAGUGCAGAAGUGAAGAUGAGGAUAGGAGGAGGAAAGGACACGAGUGUGCUUUGCAGAGAGAGACAGAAAACCAGGACAGUGUGUUAACAGAAGGGGGUGCUAAGAUUUGGGUUACACUGCGUUGCAGAGAUGCAGAAAGGACAGCAGCUACCACUGCAGCACAGUGUUGACUAAAUAAGAGAGAGGGAAAGAGAUAAAGCACCCUCACCAUGCAGGGCGCUCUUUCCGCAUGCAUGCUGGAGCCAGGACCAGGUGAGCCACAACCAGGCUCUACCACUCUCAACCUACCCGUCUACCAACACUGCCUUCUAAACUGAGAGGCCUUCAUGCCUCAGGAGUGUGCAAGACGACAGGAGUUAAGGAGGAGGGAGAGAAAGGGAGAGGGAGGAGGAACCAGAGAAGGAGGAGACCGGGGUGCUGGAUUUUUGCAUGAAGGAGAUCCUGAAUUAAGAGCUGGUGAAAUAAAGAUGUAGUGUGAGCAGGAGGCAGAACAAGGAGCGUGCUGUGCUGCAGUGGAGAGGAGUGUGGUAGACGCCGGGUGAACACACCCCCACUCGCAUAUCCAGCAAGACUCUCUCUGGACAGAGAGAACCCACCGUUACCGCCGCAGGGCUUGGAAGAUGCCCUCUCGCUGUGGAACAGCGGUGCGGAUCUUCAUCACCACUCUAUUUGCAGCUGUGGUGCUCUUUGCCAUCCUGCUGGCCUAUGUGACUGGCUACCAGUUCAUCCACACUGAGCAGCACCACCUUUCCUUUGGCCUGUAUGGUGCCAUCCUGUCACUACAUCUGCUGCUGCAGAGCCUCUUUGCUUACCUGGAACACCGGCGCAUGCGAGCACCUUCACGGCCACAGCACCUGCACUGCACUGUUGCUCUUUGUAUUGCUGCUUACCAGGAGGACCCGGACUACCUACGCAAAUGCCUGCGCAGUGUGCGCCGCAUCUCCUUCCCCACUCUAAAAGUGGUGCUUGUUGUAGAUGGUAACCGACCCGAGGAUGCCUACAUGAUGGACAUCUUCCAGGAGGUAAUGGGGGGAACAGAGCAGGCUGGAUGCAUGGUGUGGAAGGGGAAUUACCAUAGCAAUGGGGCCAAAGGCGCAGGUACAGGCUCAGUGAAUAUGGAGGAGGCUAUUCGGGUGGCCAGGAUAGUGCACAGCUGCCGCUACUCCUGCAUCAUGCAGGAGUGGGGCGGGAAGAGAGAAGUGAUGUAUACGGCUUUCAAAGCACUGGGGAACUCUGUGGAUUAUGUGCAGGUAUGUGAUUCGGACACAGUUCUGGAUCCAGCCUGCACAAUUGAGCUGUUGAAGGUUCUGGAGGAGGACCCAAAGGUGGGCGGAGUAGGAGGAGAUGUACAGAUACUGAACAAAUAUGACUCCUGGAUAUCUUUUCUAAGCAGUGUCAGGUACUGGAUGGCCUUCAACGUGGAGCGUGCCUGCCAAUCAUACUUUGGCUGUGUUCAGUGUAUCAGUGGGCCUCUGGGCAUGUAUCGCAACUCCCUCCUCCAGCAGUUCUUGGAGCCCUGGUACCACCAGACUUUCCUGGGCAGCAAGUGUAGCUUUGGUGAUGACCGGCACCUUACCAACCGAGUCCUCAGCUUCGGCUACAAGACUAAGUUUACUGCACGCUCACAAUGCCAGACUGAGACACCUACUCACUACAUCCGCUGGCUCAACCAGCAGACCCGCUGGAGCAAGUCGUACUUCCGGGAAUGGCUCUACAAUGCUCUCUGGUUCCACAAACACAGCCUCUGGAUGACCUAUGAGUCUGUGGUCACUGGAUUCUUUCCCUUUUUCCUGGUGGCUACAGUAAUCCAUUUGUUCUACCGUGGACGGCUUUGGAAUAUUCUGCUGUUCCUGCUAACAGUUCAGCUGGUGGGAAUGGUGAAGGCCACCUAUGCCUGCUUCCUAAGAGGCAGCCUUGUCAUGAUCUUUAUGUCCCUCUAUUCCCUGCUGUACAUGUCUAGCCUCUUGCCAGCUAAGAUCUUUGCCCUGUUGACAAUCAAUAAAGCAGGCUGGGGCACAUCUGGGAGGAAGAAGAUUGUGGUGAACUUAAUUGGGGCUGUACCUGUAACUGUUUGGGCACUUCUUUUGCUUGGUGGAGUAGCUUACACAAUUUACUGUGAGACGCAGGAAUCUUUUAGUGAAACUGAGAAGGUCCUGCUCAUUAGCGGGGUCAUCCUCUAUGCCUGCUACUGGCUUAUACUUCUGGUGCUCUAUUUGGCUAUAGUGGCCAAGCGCUGUAACAAGAGGGAGGAGCAGUAUCACCUGCCCUAUUCUGAAGCCUAGAAUGCCUUAACAAUGUUGCUGGGUAAACUAUAUGGGACUGGUUUGAAUCAGUCUUCUACCUCUUUGGUGCUAAGCUCAUUGUCAUAUUGGCAAAUUAUACAUACUCACAUCAUUUGCAAGACCAUGGAGCUUUUCCCCACCAGUUGAGAUAUACCGCUGACCUUUGAAAAGGAUACAAUUGAGCCAUGAAGUAUUUUUGCUUCUUAAAUAUAGAGCAUAGAUCAGAGGAAAUUUUCCAUCAUGGUGCUGAGCUCACACCAUCAUAUGUGAAUAGUGGUUUGGGUGCUUGGACUCAAAUAUGAAUCACACUGUGGUGAAAUGUGUACUGUUCCUGUGAAGAACCCCAUAUUAGUCAGUGCAAUUCACUUACAGUGAAAAUGAUCUGUCGUAAUUUUCAUGAAAUUUCACAUCAUUUGCCUUAGCCUGAACAGUGAUUUGAACAAAUGCAGUACUAAUCAAUAUUCUUUUGGGAUUUUUACUAUACCAAAAUUCAUUGAAUUUAAUUUUAUUUCAUUUGCUUCAGGAUUCUUCAGGAAACAUUAUUUUAUGCCGUAUUGGGAACAACCAAAGAGUCUUUUAAGGUUUAUUUGCUUUUAAUUAAUCAUACACCACAAACAUUUUCAUACUUGCUGGUACUCUAGAUCCAGUUACACAUUGCGACUAAACACACCAACCACAUUCUCCUUAAGAAGAACUGCAUCAAGCUUGACUGUGCAUCCUGAAACUUGAAUGUGCAAAAAAUUAAAAGAUAUUGUUUGUUUACAAGUUAAUAAUAAUGUGACAUUUUAUUAGCUAGAAUUCCUUUUAUAGAUUACUCUAUUUCUUUUCUUUAUAUAGAUACAAGAUUAGUAAAGUACUUGUUAAUGCAUAUCGACUUCAUAUUAACUAUGUAAUUUUUCAUACCAGCAAAAGGCUGAACAUUACAGACACCCUAAAAUAAUGAUGUUUACAUGCAAUUCAGUUAAUU